ACACCCGGUCAAUGAUUAACGCGCCCGGCCCCGCGGCCGUCCCGCCGCGCUGCGCUCCCGGUGCGGGGCCGUGCGGGGGCCGGGGGUGGACCCAGGCCCCGAGCGUCCGGCAGGCGGGACCCCGCGGGCACCGACGCGACUCCGCGGGAUGGAGGGCGACGUGCCUGGGGGGGGCCGGGGCUGCGGGGCGGCCGCGGGGCUGCCCAGCUCCGGCACCCGCUGGGACCCCGCCACGGGCCGCGGGGACGGGCGCACGGUGGUGAUGGCGGUCACCAACCCGGCCUUCGAGGGGGACCCGCCACCCUACUCGCCCCCGGACCCCAAGAGCGUCCAUCUCCUCUACCCGCCAUUCCCGGCCGGCUUCUCCCAGCAAGUGCCAGUCAUCUACCAGCCGGGGCGGGGGCCGGAGCCAUUCCCCCCCGCCCCCCUGCCCUACACCAUCUACGACGGGCAGCCGAGCACAGGGCCGUCGCCCACCAGCCACGGGCAGCGCCUGCCCAAGGACUACCUGGUGGAGUCGGUGCUGGUGACCAUCUUCUGCUGCCUGCUGACGGGGGUCAUCGCCCUCGUCUACUCCCACGAGGACGAGGAGCCGCUCCGGAGCCACACGCGCCUUCGCCCGCCCGCUCUCAGCCCCAUGAGUCGUGGGGCGGGCAGGACAAACCCGGGCCAAAGCGAUGCCAGUGCCGUGCCCCGCCAGAGCCGGCUCUGGGCAAGGCGCCUCAUCGGAGCAGCGGCACCACAUCCAGGAUCAGGCUCUGCUGCGGGAUGCUGAGUCCCGUGAGCACAGACCGGUGGAGGUGCAAAACAGGACCCUCACAGGGCGAGUGUCUUGCAGAGCCGUGGCUGGAGACGGAGCAAACGGCCAAGGCGUGACCGAGAGGCCAAGGUGUGCAGCCGCUCCCGCCGGCAGCUGCUGCUCUGGGCGUGAGAAGCCCUCACUGGUAAUUAAUGUGAGAAGAUAUAAACCCACGUAUUUAGCUUCUAUGGUAAUUUUGCACACACAAAUACACCCCCCACCACCACCUUCUUGCUGCUUCCAGACUGACAUUAAAUACAGGUGUAGCCAAA
This is a messenger RNA of Phalacrocorax carbo (great cormorant), 1071 nucleotides long. Lineage: Eukaryota; Metazoa; Chordata; Aves; Suliformes; Phalacrocoracidae. The record is from RefSeq and is a predicted model, not a curated record.